Camellia sinensis is the source of this 783-nucleotide messenger RNA. The record is from RefSeq and is a predicted model, not a curated record. Lineage: Eukaryota; Viridiplantae; Streptophyta; Magnoliopsida; Ericales; Theaceae.
AUGGUUGGUCUCGUGGAUGACGAUUGGGGUCUGGAGAUUUGCUCCCUCCCAAGUCUCAAGUUCGAAUUCCCUAAUCAACAAACGCAUACCAUGGAGCCACAGACUGCAGGGCGUAAACUCUGUUUUUUGAAAGAGGAUGCUGAACUCACCCCUCCGUUACGCCUUGGAGCUGGAGCAUGUGCUGGUAUUAUUGCCAUGUCGGCAACUUACCCAAUGGACAUGGUACGAGGUCGGCUCACUGUCCAAACAGAGAUGUCUCCUCACCAAUAUAGAGGAAUCUUCCAUGCUCUUUCAACAGUUUUUCAUGAAGAAGGCCCUCGCGCUUUAUACAGAGGAUGGCUUCCUUUUAUAAUAGGAGUUGUACCAUAUGUGGGUUUGAACUUUGUUGUAUAUGAAUCUUUAAAAGACUGGUUGAUCAAAUCUAGACCAUUUGGACUAGUUGAAAACACAGAGUUGAAUGUCACAACAAAGCUUGCAUGUAGGGCUGCUGCUGGAACUGUUGGCGAGACUGUUGCUUAUCCUCUUAAUGUUAUCCGUCGAAGGAUACAGAUGGUGGGCUGGAAAGAUUCUGCUUCAGUUGUUACUGGUGAUGGGAAGAGCAAGGCACCACUCGAGUAUUUGGGUAUGGCAUUCAGAAAAACAGUUCGGCAUGAGAGUUUUGGAGCCUUGUACAAGGGUUUGGUCCCCAAUUUAGUCAAGGCGGCACCAUCGAUAGCAAUUGCAUUUGUAGCAUACGAGGUGGUAAAGGACAUUCUUGGAGUUGAGAUGAGGAUAUCUUGUUGA